AUGAGUGACGCGGGUCCGCGGGGGGACGCCUCCAGCACUGCGUCGCUGCCGCCGGCCGCCGUGGCCGACAUCGUCCGCAGCAAGACCCUCUUCCGUCGGGUGCGGCUCAACGUGGGGGGUCUCCUCCACGAGGUGCUGUGGCGGACCCUGGACCGGCUGCCCCGCACGCGGCUGGGCAAGCUGCGGGACUGCGACAGCCACGACGCGGUGCUGGAGGUGUGCGACGACUACAGCCUGGGCGACAACGAGUACUUCUUUGACCGCCACCCGGGCGCCUUCACCUCCAUCCUCAACUUCUACCGCACGGGGAAACUCCACAUGAUGGAGGAGAUGUGCGCGCUGUCCUUCAGCCAGGAGCUGGACUACUGGGGCGUCGACGAGAUCUACCUGGAGUCCUGCUGCCAGGCGCGCUACCACCAGAAGAAGGAGCAGAUGAACGAGGAGCUGAAGCGCGAGGCGGAGACCAUGAGGGUGCGCGAGGGCGAGGACUUCGACAACACCUGCUGCUCAGAGAAGAGGAGGAAGCUCUGGGACCUGCUGGAGAAGCCCAGCUCGUCGUUCGCAGCAAAGAUCCUGGCCAUCAUCUCCAUCCUCUUCAUCAUCCUAUCCACCAUCGCCUUGUCCCUGAACACCCUCCCGGAGCUCCAGGACACCGAUGAGUUUGGCCAGGUCAUCGACAACCCCCAGCUGGCCCACGUGGAGGCGGCGUGCAUCGCCUGGUUCACCAUGGAGUACCUGCUCCGCUUCCUCUCCUCGCCCAGCAAGUGGAAGUUCUUCAAGGGCCCGCUGAACGUCAUCGACCUGCUGGCCAUCCUGCCCUACUACGUCACCCUCUUCCUCACCGAGUCCAACAAGAGCGUGCUGCAGUUCCAGAAUGUCCGGCGGGUGGUGCAGAUCUUCCGCAUCAUGCGGAUCCUGCGCAUCCUGAAGCUGGCCCGGCACUCCACUGGCCUGCAGUCUCUGGGCUUCACCCUGAGGAGGAGCUACAACGAGCUGGGUCUGCUCAUCCUCUUCCUGGCCAUGGGCAUCAUGAUCUUCUCCAGUCUCGUCUUCUUCGCCGAGAAGGAUGAGGACGACACCAAGUUCAAAAGCAUUCCGGCGUCUUUCUGGUGGGCCACCAUCACUAUGACCACCGUGGGUUACGGAGACAUCUACCAAACCCUCCUGGGGAAGAUAGUGGGGGGUCUGUGUUGUAUAGCAGGAGUACUGGUGAUAGCCCUGCCCAUUCCUAUCAUUGUGAAUAACUUCUCAGAGUUUUAUAAGGAACAGAAGAGGCAAGAGAAGGCCAUCAAAAGGAGAGAGGCCUUGGAGAGAGCCAAGAGAAAUGGCAGCAUUGUCUCUAUGAACAUAAAAGAGGCUCUAGCCCAGAGCAUGGAACUCAUGGAUGUAACGGUGGAGGACACAGGCGAGAAGAUCCAGGAGAACCACGUAUCUCUGAGCCACCAGAAAGAGACAUCCAAGCCAACCCUCUCGGACGCCAGCCUGGCCCAGACCCUGGAGACAAGCUUCCAGGAGAAAGCCAGACCCUCCAGCCCACAGCGUCUAGAUGCCCAGAAUCUGGAGGAGAUGUACAACAGCAUGGCCAAGGGCCAGCCCCGGCCGGGCCCGGACGGCAACGACAAAGGGCUGUUGUCUAGGGUCCCGCACCAGAGGACUGAGAUGGAGAUGGGCAGCAUCCCCGCCGCAGCCAGGGGCCGACCAGCGGACCCCGUGAUGGACAUGAAGAGCAUGUCCAGCGUGGACAGCUUCAUCACCUGCGCCACCGACUUCCCGGAGAGCUCCCGCUUCUCCCAGAGCCCCGUCGGACGGGUCAGCGCUCACCCCGGCCUGGAGACCACCAUGGAGAACGAACUCGCGGUGUCCCACGGCGCGGCGGUUCGGCGACACGCGCCGGCCGCCGAGCGCGGCGCCCUCUCCUCCACGGGCCGCUCUCUCGGGGCCAAGCACAAAGGCCGGGCGGCGGGCGCGUCGGCGUCCCCCUCGGCGGGGCGGGGCGGGGAGGGUGGGGGGGCUCUGUCGGACGGCUCCUCGGCGCGGAGCCCGGAGGUGUCCGUCUACGCCAGCGCCAGCAGCCGCACGCCCAGCAAGAGCCCCGAGAACCUGCCGAGGCUGGCGCCGCCACCGCCGGCGGUGGCGGUGGCGGCGUCCGCCGGCAUCUUCACGUUCCACGACGCCUCCAUCAACCUGUUCAUCGACGCCGACACCGACGACGAGGACCACCACCACCGCCACUCCGGCGGCGGCGGCGGCGGUGCGGGAGCCGGAGCUCCCCAUAGACUGAGCCCUAGGUCCGGCUUUCAGUCCAGCUGCCAGUGGAGGGAGGGCCACCAGGAGGGCCCUCAGAGGAGGCUGCUAGGCCAACGUAUGGCCCACGUGGAGGGGCUCCCGGGGGGGGGCCGGGAGAGGCACGUGGCGGGGGAGCCGGAGCCACUUCCGGGGGAGAGGAGGAUCUCUAACGCCUCCAAAGACAACUGA
Molecule: messenger RNA, 2475 nt
Organism: Gadus chalcogrammus (walleye pollock)
Lineage: Eukaryota; Metazoa; Chordata; Actinopteri; Gadiformes; Gadidae
Product: potassium voltage-gated channel subfamily B member 1-like
Biological process (GO): protein homooligomerization; potassium ion transmembrane transport
Cellular component (GO): membrane; voltage-gated potassium channel complex
Molecular function (GO): delayed rectifier potassium channel activity; protein binding
Source: RefSeq, a predicted model, not a curated record